This is a messenger RNA of Carassius auratus (goldfish), 1491 nucleotides long. It is a transcript of the gene c6h21orf58, whose product is annotated as chromosome 6 C21orf58 homolog. The coding region runs from base 432 to 1289 and encodes 285 amino acids. NCBI's taxonomy places the organism in Eukaryota, Metazoa, Chordata, Actinopteri, Cypriniformes, Cyprinidae. The record is from RefSeq and is a predicted model, not a curated record. The transcript has 9 exons.
AUGAAAGACGCGGGUAAAAGCCCGGGUGAAUAAGAUUAAUCAGUUAAAACGGCUAGUUGUUUUCUUUACUGAUAAUAUAAGGCAAAAUGUCAUAAUUUGUGAAUAUUAUGCCAAUUUAAUGUAACACACUUUGAUAAUAUAAAUUUUAUAAAUACGAAAUAAUAAGAUGAUAAAUGUUAUCAUUACAUUUUAUUUAGAAUAUAAAGGUAUAAUGUAUACCUUUUGGUAAUUUUUAUUUUUGUGAUGCUCUACUAUGGGUGCACUAUAAACAAAAACGCCUCUAUCUGGAUUUCUAAUGUAACUUAGCAACUUGAGGGGUUGGGCAAAGAUCUCUGAAACAGAUUUGUUUUGACAACAGACGCUUCUACAGCAAACAUGGACAAUAACUAAAUUUCUACUAACUACUAACCUUUCUACUAAGUGUUUUUAAAAUGGCAGACCCAGUGGUUGACCAAAUGACAAGGCUCAGAUUGAAAAUGUUGGAAAAGAGACUGGAGAAUGAGAGAAAUGACAACAUUGAACGAGAAGGUUCAGCGUUUUCCACAAGAAGUUAUGAUGGGCAGGCAGAUGCAUUACACAGCGCUCUGAGACGGAAGAGAAACCUCCUACAGAGACUGAGGGAACAGAAUAUGAUGGAGGAUCUGGGAAGGCCUCACACAUGGGCUGGAUCUCAUAAGCAAUAUCAACCUCUUCGUGGGCCACUCCAGCCUGUGCCUCCUAUACAUAUCCACCAAACUGCACCACCUGCACUUCCACCUGCUCCUCUUCCUCCUCUUGCCCCUCAGCCCCCUCAAAUCAUUCAACACACCGUUCCUCAACAGCCAGCCACCAUUAUCCAUCAGUUACCACAGCAACAGCCUCUUAUAGCACAAUUCCCACCUCCUCAAACUUUUCCCUACAGAUCAGGAAGUAUUAAAGAAGACAUGGUGGAGUUGAUGCUAAUGCAGAAUGCACAGAUGCACCAGAUCAUCAUGCACAAUAUGAUGCUGAAGGCUCUUCCGCCAAUGGCCAUGUACCCGGGAGGAAGCAACAGUCAAAUCACACCUCUAGUCUCACAUUCAGGGCAGGACCUUCAACAUUCAACAAUGAGAGGAGGGGUUGUCCAUCAUCACCAUCACUACGGCUCUCAUGUACCACCUCUUCCUCCAAUUGGCUACUCUUUUUGGCCCUCUUUGAUGCCAGCAGGACAAGACGGGAACCAUCAGCCAUCAGUGCAGCCUGUGAUUGGUCCUGUAAAUAUGCCCCCCUUAAACACAAUGGGAAUUGAUGCGGUGAACUCUCUGAGAUAAUCAUACAGUAAAUAAAAACUGCCAAGGGCAGACAGAUCCCUCUUCAUCUUCAACAACAGCUGAUACAUUGAAAUGGAUAUCUGACAUUAAUUUACAAGUUUCAAUACAGUUACAUCAUUGUUAUUUAUAGGGAUUUGUUGUGAUUUUUUAUGUUGUUGUAUUGACCGAAGGAUUAAAUAAUAUAAUAUUAAAUAUCAGUGAU